CUUAGCUCACGUGCGUAAGUUGACUUUGAGGUAAUAAGUGAAAAUAUUAUCUUUUCUUGACCAAUUUUUUUAUUUUUUUAGGGUGAUUUUGGACUUGGAACAAUGGCAAGCGAACGACGUAAGGCUUUGGAUGUUAAGAAACUUAUUGAGGGCGAGUUUGAAGUUAAAUUUAUUGAAGGCUAUAAUUUAUUUCAUGUUAAAUUUUAUGGUCCUGAUGAUACUCUGUAUAAAAAUGGUGUUUGGAAAAUUCAAGUUCAAUUGCCUGCGAAUUAUCCACGUAACCCACCAGCAAUAAAUUUUUUGAAUCGCAUUUAUCAUCCAAAUAUUGAUGCAUUAUUUGGAACAAUAUGUUUGGAUCUGUUGAAUGAACAUUGGUGUGCCAAAUAUAAUUUGAAUAAUGUCUUUGAUCAUUUUUUGCCAUCUCUUCUACUUCAACCAAAUCCUACCGACGCACUUAAUAAGAAAGCAGCUGAUUUAUAUCUUCACCAACCGGAGAACUAUUUGAAAAGAGUGGCUAGUUAUAUUGAUCUUUACGCCACUGAAGAGAUAUUAAGCAAAUUCGUUCCAAAGGAGCCUACUGAAAGUGAUAUCAGUGAUGACGAAGGGCCAUUGGAAGGUUAUCCUGAGAAGUCAGAAACUGAUGGAAAUGAUGAGAAUGCUGUGAAAAACUUUCCUGAAACACUUGAAACAAUAAAGGCAAUAUGUAUGGAAAUUGAGCAAAGUACUAGUAAGGCUAGUUCUGAUGUUAAUUGCGAUCAGAAAUAGUAGCAAAGAGAUUCUGAAAAAUGUGUUAGUUAAAUCAAAUUCCAAAUCAGAAAUACGAAUAUUAUUUAAAAUCUUAAAUACUUCU
Molecule: messenger RNA, 850 nt
Organism: Teleopsis dalmanni
Lineage: Eukaryota; Metazoa; Arthropoda; Insecta; Diptera; Diopsidae
Product: ubiquitin-conjugating enzyme E2 H-like
Exons: 3
Coding region: 103-765 (220 amino acids)
Biological process (GO): protein polyubiquitination; ubiquitin-dependent protein catabolic process
Cellular component (GO): nucleus
Molecular function (GO): ubiquitin conjugating enzyme activity
Source: RefSeq, a predicted model, not a curated record